Molecule: messenger RNA, 619 nt
Organism: Arachis stenosperma
Lineage: Eukaryota; Viridiplantae; Streptophyta; Magnoliopsida; Fabales; Fabaceae
Product: 30S ribosomal protein S17, chloroplastic
Exons: 1
Coding region: 194-619 (141 amino acids)
Biological process (GO): translation
Cellular component (GO): ribosome
Molecular function (GO): structural constituent of ribosome
Source: RefSeq, a predicted model, not a curated record
AAUAAUGAUAAAAAAAUUUUUAAAAACUACAAUAGGAAAAAGAUAAACCAUUAAUACGAAAGAAAAUUAAUUCUAUGAAAAAAAAGGAUGGACUUAUGACGGAAUAGGAAAAAGAAGGUGCAGCAUGGUCACACAGCAAAGAAGAUAAAGUGAAGAGAGCAGAAUCCUUAUCCCCUUUGUGUCUCCGAUAAGAAUGUGGCUUCUCCAACUGCCGUCAAUCCCCAAGUUCUCCACCCCAUUCCUCCAUGGCGGCAGAACCCUCUGCUCUGCCCCAACCGCCACUACAUUCCCAGCACCAUCAGCACCGUGUUCCAUGCCUACCAUAAGAGCGAUGAAGUCGAUGCAGGGGAAGGUGGUGUGCGCCACUAACGACAAGACGGUGGCGGUGGAGGUUGUUCGUCUGGCCCCUCACCCGAAGUAUAAGAGGCGCGUGAGGAAGAAGAAGAAGUACCAAGCCCACGACCCUGAUAACCAGUUCAAGGUUGGUGACAUCGUUCAGCUUCUCAAGAGCAGGCCCAUCAGUAAGACCAAGGCUUUCGUUGCCGUUUCUGUUCCCAAGAAGGACUCCACCAAGAACUCCGACAUUGGAAUCCCCUUGGAGUCUCAGCAACAGGCUUAG